Molecule: messenger RNA, 546 nt
Organism: Solanum stenotomum
Lineage: Eukaryota; Viridiplantae; Streptophyta; Magnoliopsida; Solanales; Solanaceae
Exons: 1
Coding region: 1-546 (181 amino acids)
Molecular function (GO): RNA-DNA hybrid ribonuclease activity; nucleic acid binding
Source: RefSeq, a predicted model, not a curated record
AUGGCCAUGGAUAUGAAUGUUCAUAAGCUUCUGGUUAUUGGAGAUUCAGAUUUAUUGAUUCAUCAUGUUCAAAGAGAAUGGGCCGUGAAUAACCCGAAGAUCACACCGUAUGUACGGUAUGUACAGAAGUUGUGUAAGAGAUUUCGCAAGAUCGAAUUCAGACACACUCCCAGGAUGCAAAAUGAGUUGGCUGAUGCCCUUGCCACCAUUACCUCAAUGAUUAAGCAGCCUGUCCAUUGUUCACAUGUUGAAGCGGAACCAGACGGUUUACCUUGGUAUUUUGACAUCAAGAAGUACUUGGAGACCGGAACUUAUCCUGAUAAUGCAACAUUCAACAAGAAGAAGUCGAUACGCCGUAUGACCCUCAAUUUCUUUGCAAGUGGGGAAAUCCUUUAUAGAAGGACUACAGAUUUAAGUCUUCUCAGAUGUGUUGACGCUAGUGAAGCUGCCAAGCUUCUAGAACAAAUACAUGCUGGAGUUUGUGGUACUCACAUGAAUGGGCUCACUUUGGAUAGGAGGUCCUCUAGGCUGGUUAUUUUUGGAUGA